AGUGUGUUCGGAUCCGCUGACACGCCCAUAAGGGCUUGAUUCGCCGGGCUUUACAGACCGCACUCGAGACGCUGCGAGAUACCGGACGGAUUCCUAAGGUGCAUCUCCUAGUGCUUAAGUGAUUUUCGAGGUGGAAAGGAAGCAGGAACGGACGAAUAACGGAUUUCCCCCUUUAUCUCUGUCUUAUCAUUUGAUGAGGAUACUUGGAGGAGAGGCUUUGCUGUAAGAGGUGUCAUACUGAGACAGAGAGAGAGAGAGAAAGCAUAGCCAGUAUGAAGAAUCAUCAUCUGUUCAUCUUGAGUUUGCUGUUCUACUCAGCAUUCUCUGCUACGCUGAAAGCCCAAGAAGCAUCGCAGACGUUGUUUUUUGGGGAAGACUUCCACAUCCCCUUGCCGGCAGGAGGAGCUGACGUGUCCUUCAGGCCUUCAUUUGGUCCAGGACGCGAGAAGCCACUGAUGAGAGCUGGGAAAGUGGUGGACCGUCGUGCCGCGCUCAACACCGGUAUGAGCCACCUGAUUUUGGAGAAUGUUGGAGAAAGCGACGAAGGAGUUUACACCAUCACAUCCAACCAAAACACAAAGGAAGUUACAACCAUGAAGCUCUAUAUUAGAGACUGCUCAAGUGAGGUCAAGGUGUAUUAUGGUUUAGAUUUUCAUGUUUCACUGAAUGAUAUAUCACAGCCGUUGCGCAUCGGCUUUCGCCACAGUGCAGUGGAGGCCAAUCAGACGUCACUGCCUGCUGCCAACCUGCUAAAUGAUGAUGGGACGCCCAAGGAGACUUACCAGGAGCGGCUCAAGAUCGAUCCUCAAAAGUUCGUUUUGCGUGCUGUCACAGGGGCUGAUGAGGGCAGUUACACCUUCAGUGAUUCCAAUGGCAAAGUCAAGAAGAAGAUUUGCCUGAAUGUGAAAGAACAUCAGGUAUUUGAACCCGUUUCAUACGGUGACACUGUGAAAAUAAACCUGCACUUGAAUAGGUCUUUAGUCCGCCUGAACUACACCCCUGAGUCCGAUAAGCUCAAGUAUUUGAUUAUGGAGAGCGGAGAGCUCAGUGUGCCUCCUAACCUGGACCUCGAGGGUCGCCUUACUUUGGAGGACUCUGUGUGUGUCCUGACGGAUGUGAAGGCCAGCGAUGCCGGUGUUUUCAGUGUGACGGACCUUCAGGGAUUCUUGGUGUCUGAGUUCCACCUGAGUCUGAAACCCUACAGUAUUCCAAGACUGUACAUUGCCAUCAUCGCUCUGGUAGCAUUAUUGGUGUUGCUGCUGUUGGUGUGCUUGGUGUCGUGUUUGGUGAAGAUACGCAAACGUGCAGCAAAGGCCAGAGCCAUUGAGGAGAAAGCCCAGAAUGCUGGAAAAGUGGAAGGAGAUGCCUUCAGACAGGUUGUGAAAGACGCCUGUACCCGUCAAAAUGAGGAAGCCCCAGCCCUAUCACAGAAAGAAGACAUUACUGAAAAAUCACAGAGCACAGAGGUCAGCAUUAAGGGUUUGGAAGUGUCUACAAAAGAGCCAAGUCUACAAGAGAGGAAUAUGGAGACCAGUGACUCUGGAGUGGGCUUUAAUACCACAGGGCUCCCGCUUGACAGUGACACAGAUGCCCCAACAGCAGCCAUAGCAGAUUCUGAUGUUUUAAGUUCCUCUGCUGCCCCGGAAAUCAAAGCUGUUCCCAACCAAAUUCCAGAACCAAAGACGACCCCCUCCCCUCCAAAACCAGCAUCAGCUUCUGAUCUCAAACCAACACCCGUGGUCAAGUCAACAGCUCCUCCACCACCUUCUCCUGAACCCAAGCCUCCAGUAACACCUGAACCCAAACCUGCAGUCACACCAACACCUGAACCCAAACCUGCUGCUACACCUGAACCAAAAAUGACCAUCUCGCCACCACCUGAAACAAAACCAACCUUAACCCCAUCACCUGAACCCAAACAUCCUGUGAUACCUGACCCAAAACCAACAAGUCCGGCACCUGAGGCUAAACCAAUUCCAAGCCCAACUCCUGAACCUCCAAAAGCAGUAACACCAACUCCUGAUGCAAAACCAGCCAUUACUCCAGAUGCCAAACCAGCUGUUUCACCUACUCCAGAACCCACACCAGCUAAAAUUGGCACUCCUGAACAGAAACCUGCUGUGAGCCCCACACCUGGUCCCAAGACUCCAGAUCCUAAAGCAGUUUCUCCAGUCCCUGAGCUUAAACCAACUUCGCCCACUCCACAGUCUAAAUCACCAAUCUCACCAAUUCUCGACUCAAAACCAACUACAAAUGGCACUCCUGAAUCCAAGGCUGAAUUAGGAUCAGAGCCAAGUGCGCCCCUGUCUCCUGGGCUGGAUGUGAAGGGCACUACCCCUCCCAAAACCCCUGAUACCGGGAAAAGCUCAGUUAAAACUCCUGAGCUCAUCUCCACUGGAGGUCUUGACUCGGCUUCAACCAAUGACAGUGCACCGCCUCCAAGCACCGAUGGAGCGGCCACCAACUGAGAUUAAAACCAUAGCCUCUUCCUGCCUCCUCCUAGUGUAUUAACCACCACAGACAAUCGAGACACUUGUCUUAACAACAAAUAAGAGCUAAGUGACUUCCUAAGGAGGUGGGGUCUUUUGAGUCUCACUUUUAAUACGAUUAACAUGCAUCAAUAGAAAGAUCCACUGUAAAUCCACUCAGUUUACUAAUAUUUAGUCACCACAUAAAAGGGUUUGAAUACAGAGAUGAAGCACUCCAGACCCUACACUAUUGGCUGAUUUAAUACAGAACGAGGGAGGCUGUUCCAAGAAAGUGUACAAAGACAAAUGUUCCUUCACAGAAAUAAUACAUCACUGCAUGAAGAUAUUGAAAAAAUAAAUGAUAUUAUCAGUUCUGUAAUCCAAGAUUACUACAGUUGAAUUUGGGGAAGGCACCCAGGGGCAUGGGACAUUAAUCAUUUUCAUUCUAUACGAAAUCAUUUCUGCUCCAUUUUGAAAAGUUAGAGACUCCGAAUUGCAGGAUUGAUACUGAGGAAGCAGUGUGGCAAGUUUCUGCUAUUUAUGGACUGGAAAAUGGAAACGCCUUGUGUCACUUUGACACAUGCAAGUCAACGUCAUUUUGACAAGAGAUAAACUAGGCAACUCCUAGAGUAAAGUGCAGUGCAAAGCCAAACGAAGAAAAUCCAUUUGACCAAAAACAUCACAAUCCUUCAUAGACUAAUCUGUGACUUUGUGCCUGGAGGACAUUUUUGAAAAUCUUCUUCUAUCAGUCCAACCUAAGACACAAGCUGUUCUUAUCCAGAGAUGUGACUGACCACAUUUCUGUCCAUUCAGUAACAAAAAUAUUACUGUGGAAAUAUUCCUCAAUUGUUUCUGUGAGCAAGAUCCCUUCAUACAACUGACAACCUUGUCGGCAACAGGUACAAGUUACUUCUUUGAGUGAGUUGUUUUCAGACUAAUCGAUCUUGAUGGGGAGGCUGAAGGACCCAAAAAGAUGUUAUAUAAAUCAGGUGUUGACACAUGUA
Messenger RNA from Danio rerio (zebrafish), 3472 nucleotides. The record is from RefSeq and is a predicted model, not a curated record. NCBI's taxonomy places the organism in Eukaryota, Metazoa, Chordata, Actinopteri, Cypriniformes, Danionidae.